AUGGCACCCAAACAGGCGACACUCGGGUAUGUCAAGUCCGGCCAGAGCACGAUUGGAAAAUUCUUCGGAGCAAAAAACGCGCCAGUCCAACAAACAAAGCUUUCCUUCAGCACCAAGCCCAAGAAAGACGAGGUGAAAGAAGAGGAGGAGGCUGAUCCGAAGGUUCAGUCAAGUCCAGAAUCAAAAAAGAGAGCUCGCGCAAAGAAGAUUGAACUCGAACCGACCCAAAUUAAGAAAGAGGAAGUCGAUGACGAUAGCGAUGGACCUGUCACCAAGCGAGCACGACGAAUUCGGAGACGAGUUGAAGAGGACGAAGAUGAAGAGAUGAAUGAGGAGUCCGUCAAGAAAAAGGAAUCUGCUUCCUCCAGUAAAGUCAAGUCGGCCAGCCCAUCACCAAAACCGAAGUCACCCAAGAAGUCUAAGGCCAGGCCCAAAGCAAAGGCUGUCAAGGAAACUACCCCCGAAGAGAACGACGAGCCCACCAAAGAAGAAGCCUCGACCGCAUCUGCUUCCGAAGCUGAAGCGGAAGAUGAGGUAGACAUUGACGAGAAGCCUGAGGUUGCUGCAAAAGCUCGUGAGAAGGUCCAGACAAAAUUCAAGUCGAAAACCAAAGAUCCUUACCCUGAUUGGCAGCCUGGUACCCCUGUUCCGUAUGCCGCGUUGUGUACAACCUUCUCUCUUGUUGAGAUGACCACCAAGCGUUUGAUUAUCAUGGAGCAUUGCUCCUUAUUCCUUCGUCAGGUCAUGCGUCUGACACCUGACGACCUGCUGCCCACCGUCCUGCUGAUGAUCAAUAAGCUGGCGCCCGAUUAUGCGGGCAUAGAGCUGGGAAUCGGCGAGUCAUUGAUUAUGAAAGCUAUCGGCGAAACUACUGGACGAAGUCUCCAGGUGAUCAAGGCUGACCAGAAGGAAAUCGGCGACCUUGGGUUGGUCGCUGUAAAGAGUCGAUCGACGCAGCGGACCAUGUUCAAGCCCAAGCCUUUGACUGUAAAGGGCGUCCACCAAGGAUUGAUGAACAUCGCCACCGUUGCCGGCAACGGCGCCCAAGGUCGUAAAGUUGACGGUAUAAAGAAGCUUCUCGCUGCAGCUGACGCCAAUUCCACCGGCAAAGUGGAUAUUACCAAGGACAAGGGUGGACCAAGUGAGGCCAAGUUUAUUAUUCGAUUCUUGGAAGGGAAGCUGAGACUUGGUCUCGCUGAGAGAACUGUCCUGGUUUCUCUGGCUCAAGCUGUUGUUGCUCACGAGGCAGACGCUAGGGGCAAGGCUCCCAGUACCACUGAUUUGGAGAAGGGAGAAUCAAUCCUCAAAACGGUUUACAGUGAGCUACCCAGUUACGAUGUUAUCAUUCCUGCUAUUCUCGAACAUGGCAUUAUGAAGCUCCGAGAAAACUGCAAGCUUCGACCUGGUGUCCCACUGAAGCCUAUGUUAGCCAAACCGACUAAGGCUAUCACUGAGGUCCUUGAUCGGUUUGAAGGACAGAAGUUUACGUGCGAGUAUAAGUACGAUGGAGAAAGAGCACAGAUACACUAUGUGGCCAAAGAUGCACCCCAGGAACUAAACGAAGCGAGUCAGGGUGCGGCCAAGGAGGCGGCAGCUGGUGUUGCUAGUAUCUUCUCCAGAAACUCGGAGGACCUCUCCAAAAAGUACCCUGAUAUCCUUACCAAGCUCCACACAUGGGUCAAGCCUGAUACAAAGAGCUUCGUUCUAGAUUGCGAGACUGUGGCUUGGGACGUUGACGAAAAGAAGGUAUUGCCAUUCCAGCAGCUCAUGACACGAAAGAAGAAAGAUGUCAAGGUCGAGGAUGUCAAAGUCAAGGUCUGCGUGUUUGCAUUCGAUCUCUUGUACCUCAAUGGAGAAGCUGUUGUUGAAAAAGCCCUUCGUGAGCGACGAGAGCUUCUACAAACCGCUUUCAACCCAGUAGAGGGUGAAUUUGCCUUUGCUACCCACAUGGACGGCCAGGAGCUGGACGAGAUCCAAGUCUUCCUCGACGAGAGUGUCAAAGCGUCAUGCGAAGGCCUCAUGGUGAAGAUGUUAGAUGGGACGGAGAGCGGAUACGAACCCAGCAAGAGAAGUCGUAACUGGCUCAAGAUCAAGAAGGACUAUCUUUCGGGGGUUGGCGAUUCCCUGGACCUUGUUGUUCUGGGUGCUUACUAUGGCAAAGGCAAGCGUACCUCUGUGUAUGGUGCAUUCCUCUUGGCCUGCUACAAUCCAAAUUCGGAAACAUACGAAACUGUAUGCAAUAUCGGCACUGGGUUUUCCGAGCAGGUUUUGGAAGACCUCCACAAACAGCUCUCGGAAAUCACCAUUGACAGGCCCAAGCCCUUUUACUCGCACUCCUCUGGUGGCCAGCAUCAGCCUGACGUUUGGUUCGAGCCUCGAUAUGUCUGGGAGGUCAAGACAGCAGACUUGACCCUCAGCCCACGCUACAAGGCUGGUGCCCAUGAAGGUGUUGAUCCCUCCGGCAGCAAGGGGAUCAGCCUUCGAUUCCCACGCUUUAUCCGCGUGCGUGAUGACAAGAAGGCUGAUGCUGCUACAACAAGCCGACAGGUCGCUGAAAUGUACCGCAAGCAGGAGAGCGUGACAAAGAACAAAGGUCCUUCAGUUGAUGACGAUUUUGAGUAUUAG
This is a messenger RNA of Fusarium coffeatum, 2625 nucleotides long. RefSeq lists its product as uncharacterized. Gene Ontology annotation, molecular function: DNA binding; ATP binding; DNA ligase (ATP) activity. The coding region runs from base 1 to 2625 and encodes 874 amino acids. Gene Ontology annotation, biological process: DNA repair; DNA biosynthetic process; Okazaki fragment processing involved in mitotic DNA replication. NCBI's taxonomy places the organism in Eukaryota, Fungi, Ascomycota, Sordariomycetes, Hypocreales, Nectriaceae. Gene Ontology annotation, cellular component: nucleus; mitochondrion. The transcript is spliced from 5 exons. The record is from RefSeq and is a predicted model, not a curated record.